GUGCGGUGUUUGACUAAGAGAGGAGCGCGUCUGAUUUUGAGACCAGCCCGUGUGAUUGCAGCCCGCUCUCUAGCGUUGCAGUAGCCCUGGUCUUUCCUUUCCGGACUAUAUAACACCUUAGAUGGGCUCAAUGAGGGCGUACACGGUGCUGAUGUGGUUGCUGAUACUUCUGGUGACGGUUGCUACGGGAAAUGUCCCAGUCUAUAUGAGGGACAAACCCAGGUCGAUACGGGGCUUCAAGAACCACGCACUGUCCACGGCUCGCGGUUUCGGCAAGAGAGCAGACUCCGAGAUGAUCAGUCCUGACAUGCAACCUACUAAUGAGGCCAACAGUUUCCCAGCAGAUUGGUUUGCAGAUGAACUACAAAAUAACGGAGAGCUGGCACGACUAAUAGUUCACAAGUUCAUAGAUUCGAAUCAGGACGGAGAGCUGUCUGCAGAUGAACUGUUAAGGCCAUUGUUUGAAAAACCACAAGCUAUCCCAUAUAAGUAAACCCACGACUAAAGCCUGGAGACACUGGAAGGCUUCGAACAACUACAAGUUAUCUUUUAUUAGAUUUAGAUUUUUAUUGUUCCAAUAUGUUACUUGGACAAAUUUAUCACGGAAAGUAUGAAAAAAAAACAUAACGUAAGGAGAGGUAUAGACAUAAACUAGUUAAUUUGUUGUAUAAAUAUGACCCUUGCACUAACACUUUGGUUUGAAGCGACUUUUUUUAAUUUGUUUGGUUAGGUUAUCUUUAAUGGUUAUAUUAAAUGGAAGGAUAGCCAUAUUCUUAUAUUAUUUUCUUACCUAUAGUUCAACCAUUUUAUGCUGUGUAUACGGUAAACCAUGUCUAACAGCCACAUCAGUUGCUUAGUUGCAGGUUUGUGCUGCACAAGUAUAUGCAAUAUAGAGUAUUUGUAAAGUAACGUCUUAACAAAGAGCGUUACUUCAAUUUGAUUCUAAUACAAAAAAUCCUCUAGAGCAUACACCUUUAUUUAAAACAUUGCAUUUUACCAAUAAAUAGAAUAGUAUAUUUCAUUACUAGGACCGAAAGUGGCAUUUUCCGGAGCGCGCUCAAGUUUUUGUGUGAGGCGAAGCCGAACACAGGAAAAUCCAAUUUCACAUGCGAGGCGAAGCCGAGUAUGUGAGAGCUAUUUUCACGUACGAGGCGAAGCCGAGGACGGGAAUAAUGGAGCAAGAGCCGGAAAAUAACUUUCGGUACGAGUUAUGAACGAUACUUUUCAUCACGACGCAAAAAUACACAAACACAGAAUAACAGACCUCAGUAAUAUUACAACUAGUUUAUUUCUAAAUUAUUUAUUUUAAACAUCAAAAUAAAAUCUUCUAAAAGGAAACCUUUGUAUAUUUCUCGAUUAAUCUUUUUUUAAACAUAAAAAAAAUCCAAAGGGAACCUACUUAACAAUCAAAAAAUUAGAAGUUUAUGGUUAUGUUUAUUGUACAGUUUUCAUUGUUGGAGACAUUCACUCCUUCGUUUAAAAGUUUUUUCUGAAGUUCUUGAAUCGUUGAAACGUUUGUAGUGGUCGUGUUUGUUUCAUCAACUUUUCUUAUUUUUCUCUGAGGACAUUCUUCAUCUUCUGAGUUGUUAAACACAUGAUCAAUGUCAAAAAAAUCUAUUUGGCUUCCUGAAUGUGUUUUUUCUACAACAUUUCUGUUUGUAUUCUCAGCAGCUGUUGAACUCAUUGCAUGCGGAUUUUAAAACAGUUUUCUUGACAGUUGUAAUUUUCUUCCAAUGGAAUUUUCUAUGUAACUCUCUGCGACAUUAGAGGAUUUCCAACCUCCGUGUGAUUUAAGGGCAAGUAAAUCCCCUCCUCCCUCAACUAGCAUGGUGGCUGAGGUACGCCUGAGGGCGUGUCCAGUAUAGCGCUCCGGUUCGUCUAAUUUAAGGUAUUCUGCUACCUUUUUUGGGAUUGAACUGAUUGUGUGACCCCCUACAUUUUGUCCCACGCAUUUACCCUUCCUGUAACCAAUUAAAAAUCGGUUACUUUUCAUUUGUCUGGGGCGCAAUAACAAAUAUUUGCGAAUCAAAUCACAUGGUCUAUAUGGACAGUUGUCAUUGGUUAUGGUAAAACUGCGUUUAAUGUGUGUUUUGCCAUCGUUGAGAAACACGACAAAAAAACUGCCAUUGUCUGUAAUAUCUUCUACUUUUAAAUUUAUAAGAUCGUGGUUUCGACAAGCUCCAUAAAUACCCAGAGUUAGGAUGACCUUGCUCAAUAACCAUUCAUUGUCAGGAGCGUUAACCAUGAAUCUUUGAAUUUCGUCUUCAGUAAAAACCUUAGCUUUUGUAGGUUGAUAACCCACUGAUUGACGUUUAAGAAAUGCUAGAGAUUUGUUAAAUUUUGAUACAUCCACAUUUUCUUUUAAUUUCAAACCACUCUUUAUCAUAGAAAAUUUACUCCACAACGUUGUUGGUUUCAUGCUUUUAGAUUUCUCAGAUAAAUAUACUAAUAAAACUUCGUCACUUACAUUCUUUGGUAAAACAUUGUGUCCUUGGCACCAGUCCAUAAACUUCCUGAACUCCUCAUUAUACCUCUCUCUCGAUUUCUCUGGAAGGAGGUUUUUGGUUAUCUCUAAAGCUUUCUUCGAUAAAUCGUCCGAAAUAAUAGACAUAUUUUGGCCGCUUUUAAAUACGCACUAAGCUAAAAACACAGCAAAACAAGCUUAUGCCUGUUUAUGUUUACAUUUAGAUUGUCAAACAAUAAAAACAGCUGAUUCAAAUCAUUAAAUUAAACUGUAACAAAACACUAGCGCGCGUAGUGAAUAAAUGGAGAACUAAUUGAGAGCGACGAAAGUAAAUUUAGAGCGAGGGAAAAACAGCUGAUCGAUUUUUCCUCGCCCUAAAUUAGAGCUUGGGAAACGGCUACUUUCAUUGAUGUCAGCUGUUAUCGAAAAUAGUUACUUUCGUUACGGAGUGAUGAAAAAGAAUUAUUAACAAAUUAUCUAGCUUUUUAAAAUAUUACCAAAGUCAAAUGGUAUCCAGAAUAUUUCAAACCUCAAUUUUACAAGCAUAUAGCAUUUUUGGAGCCAAAUUCCUUGAAAACACAUUUGUUAUGUUUAUUUAGCUGUUUUAGUAGUAAAAUUGGGGUUCCAGUUAGCCAAUGUUAACUACUGUUGAAUUGGUCUUGUAUUAAAAGUUAUUAUUUUAUAAAUCAAUCGAAAGAACGCUAGUUGUUCAACCACAAGGAAUAAUUCUUUGGAGAAACAUUAAUUUUAAACUUAUUGUUAAUACAAAUAGUAAUAGUAGUAUUUUAUUAUAAAAUAAUUGCUUUUCUUAUCAAAAACCCUUACCUCUCUUAUAGGCUUAAUGAUUUCUUAUCUAACUUAAAUUGUAUGAACAAACAAUGAACAUAUUUGAUCAUCUUAUAGUGUUGUAGUGUUUUGAAACAUUGUUUGUACACCACAGUUUAGUGACUGAAGCUGUCUCCAGGCAACAGAACCCCAUUUUUGGGUCGCGGGUUUUGAGCGACUCUCCUUUGAGCCCACCGACUUGGGUCGUUCAAAACCCCUCGACUCCUGUAAAUAGUCUCUAUGUUUUAUUUUACUAUCAAUGUUGAGGUCAAAAGAUGUUUACAUAGUCUAUGUAAAUGGAGUAAUUGUUUACAAAUAAAAUUCCAUUUUACCGUUACCAAG
This is a messenger RNA of Macrosteles quadrilineatus (aster leafhopper), 3631 nucleotides long. Its product is annotated as allatotropins-like. The transcript is spliced from 4 exons. NCBI's taxonomy places the organism in Eukaryota, Metazoa, Arthropoda, Insecta, Hemiptera, Cicadellidae. The record is from RefSeq and is a predicted model, not a curated record. Bases 122 to 493 code for a protein of 123 amino acids.